This is a messenger RNA of Thermothelomyces thermophilus ATCC 42464, 201 nucleotides long. RefSeq lists its product as uncharacterized. The transcript is spliced from 3 exons. Lineage: Eukaryota; Fungi; Ascomycota; Sordariomycetes; Sordariales; Chaetomiaceae. The record is from RefSeq and is a predicted model, not a curated record. Bases 1 to 201 code for a protein of 66 amino acids.
AUGGAGGUUGAUCGUCUCGCAAACGAUAGGAUUACGUACCAGUUCCUGCUUCUCCGCGUGGUUCUCCGCCGGCAAGCACGACCUGACACCACAAGGCUCUCCAGAUGCGCGGGGGGAUGCAACAACAAGAAUAGCAGCAGCAGCAGCAGCAGCAGCAGCAACAACAAUGACAACGACAACACAGCCACCGGCAUUUCCUAA